CCAGAGAUUUGUUGCUAACAAAAUCCAGUUCUUCAUGGAAUUGAAACUGAUCAUUGCAAUUCUUCCAUGAGCUAGCUUUCCGAUCUUAUCAAAAAGAUCCAUUAAUACUUGAACAUCAAGCAUUCCGACUGAAGGCUAGUAUGGCCUUGUCUGCAACAGACCUCUUGAUCGGUAAACUUGCGACUAUUCUUGAGAACGAAGGAACCACCAUAGCCGGUGUUCGUGAUGAAGUUGACAAGAUUAAGCAGGAGCUUCUAAGCAUGAAAGCUUUCCUCGAGGACGCGGAAGCCAAAAAGGUACAAACUGAAGGAGAGAAAUUGUGGGUUGCAAGCAUCAGAGACUUAGCCUAUGACGUUGAAGAUAUCAUUGAUGAGUUCAUGUAUCACAUGUAUGAGAAGCAGAGUGGGGGUCGGCUUUUUAGGGGUCUACACAAAAUCAUUCAUGCUCCAAAUGAUAUCUUGUUCAGGCGUAGUAUUGCAAAGAAGUUGCAAAAAAUCACUGAAACAAUAAAAGCCAUUCCUGAGAGGAAUCUAAGAUAUAGUUUCCGCCUUACUGUAGGAACAAGUGCUAGUACUGAAGAUACAUACAAAUGGGUGCAGAACCAAGUGGAGUCUUCCUUUCUCAUUACUGAUGAUGAACUUGUGGGGAUUGAAAAAAAGAAGCAGAUUCUGAUUGGAUGGCUCCUGGGCAAAGAGCAAAACCAAACUGUUGUCUCCGUGGUUGGGAUGGGAGGAUCUGGGAAGACUACUCUGGUUGCCACGACCUACACCAAUGAAAGGGUAAAGAGACAUUUCAAUUGUUAUGCGUGGAUUACAAUUUCCCAAACUUAUGUUAUUGCAGACUUGUUUCGAAGUUUAAUCAUGCAACUCCAUAAAUCAAGGAAGAAAGAUAUUCCUGCAAACUUGAAUGCCAUGAGCCACACAGAAUUACAAGAUACACUGGUUAACUACUUGGAGUCCAAACGGUACUUGGUUGUUCUAGAUGAUGUGUGGGAUAACAAAGUCUGGAAAGAAAUAAGGGUAUCACUACUUGAUCAAAGACUCGGAAGUCGAAUAAUACUGACAACCCGAAAAGAAGACAUAGCAUCAAGUUCUUUUGGAGUUGAAAGCCAUGUUCACUACAUCCAACCCCUGCAAAAGAAUGACGCUUGGGAGCUCUUCAGAAAGAAAGCGUUCUCAACUAACCAUGACAAAGCUUGUCCACCCGAGCUUGACUUUCUAGCUCGGGGACUUGUGGAAAAGUGUGAAGGCCUUCCUCUGGCUGUUGUUGCUUUGGGUGGUCUAAUGUCUUCAAAAACGUCACCAGAUCAAUGGCACAGAGUCUUCAAGAGUUUGAAUUGGCAUUUAAAUAACAAUUCAUUGCUUGACCCUGUGAAAACCCUCUUGUUGCUUAGCUUCAAUGAUUUGCCAUCCCGAUUGAAGCAUUGCUUCCUCUAUUGUUCCCUUUUUGCAGAAGAUUAUUCAAUUCAAAGGAAAAGGAUUAUUAGAUUGUGGAUAGCUGAAGGAUUUGUUGAAUAUGCGAAAGGGGUCACGCCGGAAGAAGUUGCAGAUGGCUAUCUUUUGGAACUCUGCUUCCGUAGCAUGUUACAAGUUGUAGAAAGAAAUGUAACAGGGAGACCGAAAAAAGUUAAGAUGCAUGAUCUUAUGCGAGAGCUUGCUUUGUCAACAUGCGAGAGAGAAAAGUUUGGUCUUGUCCACGACGGGAGAGAAGUAAUGGAAGACAUCUCAAGCCGUCGCUUGUCAAUUCACGCAACGAGUGAUGGAGGAGAAAUCAAAUCAUUCCUGGGUAUGUCAAAUAUUCGUUCUCUUCUUGUCUUUGCCACUGACAUGUCCUCAAUGUCUUUAUUAAAUGCAAAUGCACUACUUUCUCGAUCCAAAUUGUUGAGGAGUCUAGACUUGGAGGGUGUUCAAAUUGAUAAAUUGCCAGAUGCAGUUGCUUCCAUGUUCAACUUGAGAUAUUUAAAUUUGAGGGGCACUUUAAUCAGGGAACUUCCAAAGUCCAUAGGGCGUCUCCGCAACCUUCAAUUUCUGAACAUGAGGGACAGUAAGAUAGAGUCACUUCCACAAGGAAUUAUAAAGUUGUUCAACCUGCGCCAUCUAAUUGUGUCUCGCCACACUGGAGACUCUCAAGACUUCAAAAUUGCAUGGGGAACAAAAGCGCCUUCAGAUAUUUGCAAGUUGCAGAAAUUGCAAAUUUUAACAUAUAUUGAAUCAGAAGGGGACACAAUCAGACUUAUCGGCAACUUAACACAACUUCUGAGCAUCGGCAUAUCGAAUUUGAAAGAAAGAGAUGGGAUAGACCUUUGGUUUUCACUUAAAAAGUUGACUCUGCUUCACACGUUGGACUUAAUGGCAAGUAAUGAAGAAGAAAUUCUUCCAGUGAAUGCACAAUGUCCGCCUCUUCCACACCUUCGACGGCUUUUGUUUAAUGGCAGACUACUGCCAAACGUAACACCUUGGAUUUCUUCACUGCAUAGCCUCACACUUUUGUGUCUGCGUUGGUCAAGACUUGAAGACGAUUUACUACCUCAUAUUGAAGCACUGCCCAAUUUGACAAGGCUAUAUCUCUGUAAUGCAUAUGUGGGAGAAGAGUUGUAUUUCCGCAGAGGCUUUGUAAAGCUGGUGAGAUUGGAGUUGUUGAAUUUUGCAUCGUUGAAAAAGAUUACUAUAGAGAAAGGGGUGAUGCCCGAUCUCCGAUACUUACGGGUUGAUGGCUUCAUGGAAUUGAAGGCAGUGCCGCUGGGUCUCGAAUACCUUUCAAAUCUACAAAGCCUGAGCCUGAAAGAUGUUCCAACAGAAAUUAUAAACCCCAUUCGGAAAGAAGGUGAGGAUCGCAAAAAUGUACAACACAUCCCUGAGAUCAGACAUUUUUUCCAACAGUCAUCCAAGUGGUUCUACGAAAACUUGUCCUAG
This is a messenger RNA of Fragaria vesca subsp. vesca, 2912 nucleotides long. Its product is annotated as disease resistance protein RPM1-like. The transcript is spliced from 2 exons. The coding region runs from base 141 to 2912 and encodes 923 amino acids. Lineage: Eukaryota; Viridiplantae; Streptophyta; Magnoliopsida; Rosales; Rosaceae. The record is from RefSeq and is a predicted model, not a curated record.